Megalops cyprinoides (Indo-Pacific tarpon) is the source of this 5415-nucleotide messenger RNA. RefSeq names its product microtubule cross-linking factor 1-like. Bases 25 to 5166 code for a protein of 1713 amino acids. The transcript is spliced from 14 exons. Lineage: Eukaryota; Metazoa; Chordata; Actinopteri; Elopiformes; Megalopidae. The record is from RefSeq and is a predicted model, not a curated record. Gene Ontology annotation, biological process: regulation of autophagy.
GACAGGCUGUCCCACGUUCUGCUUAUGCAAAAACAGUGCGGCGCCGUGGAGCUGACGGAGAAAUGUAAACUCGGUCUGAAAGCCGAGACCCAGAAUGUACCUUCCCCGUACAAUAAGGAGUUAAUAGAAGAGGAUUUAUUAAGGGAAAUUGAAGACCUGCGUUCAGAAAAUGACUAUCUCAAGGACGAGGUGGACGAGCUGCGGGCGGAGAUGGAGGAGGUGCGGGACAGCUACCUGGAGGAGGAGGUGUACCAGGUGCAGGAACUGCGGCGCGAGCUGGACCGGGCCAAUAAGAACUGCCGCAUCCUGCAGUACCGUCUGCGCAAGGCCGAGCAGCGGAGCCUGCGGGUGGCCCAAACGGGCCGGGUCGACGGGGAGCUUCUCAGAAGCCUGCAGCAGGACCUGAAGGUGGCCAAAGACGUCUCUGUACGCCUGCACAACGAGCUGGAGAGUGUGGAGGACAAGCGGUCGCGGGCCGAGGACGAGAAUGAGCUGCUCCGUCAGAAGAUCAUCGAGGUGGAGAUCUCGAAACAGGCCCUGCACAACGAGCUGGAAAGAGCCAAGGAGAGCAUGCUUCGGCGAAGAGGAAGCCGGGAAGUGUUUAAGGAGAAGAAAUCGGUGUCGCAGGAGGACAGCGCAGACCUCAGGUGCCAACUGCAGUUUGCCAAGGAGGAGUCAGCCCUGAUGCGCAAGAAGAUGGCCAAGCUGGGCCGAGAGAAGGACGAGCUGGAGCAGGAGCUGCAGAAGUACAAGUCGGUUUACGGCGACGUGGACAGCCCACUGCCGGCAGCGGACAGUGGCGGCGGCCCUCACAGUACCCGGGAGGCAGAGCUGAGGCUGCGGCUCAAGCUGGUGGAGGAGGAGGCCAAUAUCCUGGGGAGGAAGAUCGUGGAGCUGGAGGUGGAGAACCGUGGCCUGCGGGCGGAGAACGAGGACAUCCGCAUCCAGUACGAGAGGGACUGCCUGGGGAGGGAGCCCCUGUCCAGCGUCCCCACCUCCCCGUACGGCGACGGCCUGGAGUCCGGGGCCGAGCUGCGGCGCCACCUGCAGUUCGUGGAGGAGGAGGCGGAGCUCCUCCGGCGCUCCAUCUCGGAGAUUGAGGACCACAACAAGCAGCUGACCUCCGAGCUCAACCGCUUCAAGUUUGGCCCGGGCCCGGAGGACGAGGGGUCCUCCAGGCCGGCAGGGGGUAGCGGAGCGGGGAACGGCGGGGCCGGGAGCCCCGGGUCUGCGGGGCUGCCUCUGCAGGAGGAGCUGAAGGCUGCCCGGCUGCAGAUCAACGAGCUGAGCGGGAAGGUGAUGAAGCUGCAGUACGAGAACCGCGUGCUCAUCUCCAACGUGCAACGCUGCGACCUGGCCUCGCACCUGGGCGUCCACGCGGCCAGCCCCCGGGACAGCGACGCCGAGAGCGACGUCGGCAAGAGGGAGAGCGAGGACGAGGGCCUGCCGCCGCCCCCGCCCCUGCCUCCGCCCCCGCACCCCAAGAGGGAGGGCCCAGUGGGCGGCGAGAGCGACUCGGAGGACCUCUUCGAGAAGACAUCGGGGUUCGGCAGUGGGAAGCCCUCGGAGAUCAGCCAGCUGAGCCCCGGGGAGCUGGCCCAGCGCAAGAGGGAGGACGCGGAGACGCUGGCCAGCGUGAAGCGGGAGGCGGAGCGCCUGGGCCGGACAGUGGACCGCCUCAUCACCGACACCGACAGCCUGGUGUACGACGGCCGGCUGGUGGUGUCAGGCAGUGAGGCGUUGGGGGUGGACUUCCCAGGCGACGGUGAGUCCGGCAGCGCUGGCGGCGCCGGGACCGAGCCCCAGGUGCUGGACGCUAUCAACAUGCGCAUGCGGGCCUUCCGGACCGAGCUGCACAUCUUCAUGGAGAAGGUGGAGCGCCUCGGCGACGGCCUACGGGAGCACGGCGAUGACCUCUCGCCCAUGCCCCACCUCACCGAGUCCAGCAGCUUCCUCUCGGGGGUCACCUCCAUGUCCCGUGACUCACCCAUCGGAACCCUGGGAAGGGACCUUGUCGCAGACCUCCAGCUUCGCGACACCCUUGCAUCAGAAGCCAGUACCCCAGCAAGGGAGGUCCAGGCCCGGCUGGAGCAGGAGCGGAGGAUUCGGCUGGAGGAGCAGGAGGGAUACCCUGGCCGCACAGCUCAGCAGGAGGAUGAGUGCAGGAAAGGUGAACUUGGGAGGAGCCUGGAGCUGCCGGGGCGGGGUCUAGAACUACAGGGGCGUGGCCUGGAGCCUGCAUGGGUCCAGGAGAGGGCGGUGCUUCAGCAGGAGCUCCGCCUCCUUCGGCACAGUACGGUGGUCUUUUACGUGAAGCUGCGGUCCCUGCUGACUCACUGGCGGCUGGCGCGCAGGGCAGACACCGGCACGGAGGGAGCCCUCUCGGAGUAUGAGGUGUUGGACACCAUUCCGGAGCUGGGGCUUCUGGCGGAGCAGGUGGAGGGGGAGGUGGAGAGAGAGGAGCACCACAGAGCUGGGGACACCUCCGCCCCGGGACCUCCCUCACACACCACAGAGGGGCUGCAGCAUCUGAGUCAGGUGGGUGACAGCCGGCGGCUUCUGCAAGCGCUGCGGACGCUGCUGGAAGACCUCCGCUUGGAGCUCCGGGAGGAGGAGCAGCACCGCCAGCAGCUCCAGCAGAGCUACGCCAAUGAGAAGGCUGCGUGGGAGGUGCAGUGGGCGGAGCUGAGGUGCCGCUUGGAUCAGCGGGAGGAGCCGGGGGGAGAGACGGAGGCGGGGGACGACAAGGAGCCGGCCGACCUGAAGGGGGUGCUGAGACGCGAGCGUGAGGAGCACCGGCGGCUCCUGGCGGAGAGCCACAACGCCGCCCUGGACCUGCGCUGGAGGCUGCAGCACGGCGAGAAGAGGUGGAGCCGCGAGAGGGUGGAGCUGCUGGAGCGCUUCGACCGCGAGCGGCAGGACUGGGACUGGCACCUGAGGGAGCUGCACCGCAAGAUGGAAAGGCUGCAGAGGGAGUUGAACGUCCGGCGAAGUGAGGGGACCCCGUCAGAUGCAAAGGAUGGGGGUCACUGGGUCUUCUCCCCCCAGGACAGCCCCCGGGCUCCCAGAUCUCCCAGGUCCCCCAGAUCCCCCUGCACCGCUGGUGCCACCCCCUUCACCGCCGCCCUCUCUGCACGCUCCCACUCGGACUCCGAGGCACCCCUGGAGGGCCGGGCGACCGCGGUCAGAGUGAAGGGCAGCGAGGGCCCCCGGCCCAUGGAGAGCCUGUUCCUGGAUGCCCUGUCCCUCGACCCCCUGAGCGAGAGCGAGGUGCCCGUGCCGUCCCGACUGGAGAGCGAGAAGAGGUUCCCAUGCCUGAAUGAGGCUCUGAAUGAAAAAUCGGACAGAAAGGGCCUGGCAGCUUUCCAGGAGGAAGAAAUGAGCGGUGGGAACCUCCUCAGGGCCAAGUCAGUGUGCUCCAUGAGCGAGUUCCAGCGUUUGAUGGACAGCUCGCCGUUCCUCCCCGACAAGAGCGCGCACGACGAUGGGAGGCGGGACGAGGUGACUCCACCCCUGUCACCUGAUGACCUGAAGUACAUUGAGGAGUUCAACAGCAAAGGCUGGGACUUCCAGGGCACCCAGACUGCAGGGGGCGCCAUGGCGGCUCCUGCAGAGGCCUGGGCAGAGAUGCCCGAAGGCCGGAGGAUGGAGCAGGGCUCAGAAGCAUUCCAGCCAGCCUCUUGGUACCUGACCACCAGCGCCACCUUGACCACCAACACCCUGAGCAGCCCCGAGCACUGCCAGAGGCCGCCGCCUAGAAGCUAUGGUGUCCGGGUCCUGCACAGUCCACCCCUCAGUCUCAAGCUCGAUCCCCCCGCCCCACCCAGCAGUGCCGAGAGACCUGGCACUGAGCCUGAGUUCAUGUUCUCCGUGACCAAAGCCAAGGGGGGUGAGGCAGCGGGACCGGCGGAAGAGGUGUUUGGGAGGUGGCCAUGCGACCUGCUUGAGGGCGGGCUCCGCCCCAUCGACCGGCCCAUCUGCUCUGCCGUGGGCUACGCCUCAUCCCUGGAGCUGGAGCUGUCCAGGAACCUGAGUGACGACAUGAAGGAGGUGGCCUUCUCCGUCAGGAAUGCCAUCCGCUCCAGCCCCGUGGACCGGCAGCUGAGGGACUCCGCCUGCCAGACCAACGGCUUCACCACCAGGGGGACGCAGACCACCCAGACCAUCAGCGUGGGACUCCAGACCGAGGCCCUCCGGAACAUCACCAGCAGCCCCCACCGGUGCCUCACGCCCAAGGGCGGCUCCACGCCCAUCUCCUCCCCAUCCCGCAGCACACGGAAGAUGCAGUACUCCCCAGUCAUCCAGACCAAGUUCGAGCGCCCAUGCUGCUCACCCAAAUAUGGCUCCCCAAAGCUCCAGAGGAAGCCACCCGCUAACGCGGCCAACUCUGCCGCUGCCCCUGCCGCCAAAGUGGACCAGCCCAGCAACAGCCGGGCGCCCACCCCGACCACACCCCAGAAGGGCUACAGCGAGUCGGCCUGGGCACGGUCCACCACCACCAGGGACAGUCCGGUCCACACCACCAUCAACGACGGCCUCUCCAGCCUCUUCAACAUCAUCGACCACACGCCCAUGGUGUAUGAUGCCCUGCAGAAGUUCACCCGGUCGCCAAGCCGCUCCCGGCCUGCCGAGGCCAGCGCUGGCACCAGCACUGCUGCCACUGAGCCACGGUCCACAGGCUUCGGCGUUGUGCAGGACUUCCUGAGAAACGUCAGGGGCCGGUCCCCGAGCCCAGUUCAGCUGAUCGUGGAGACCCAAGGGGACAAGAACCCGGAGGUCAUCAGCAUACGACAGGACCUGUCUGCCCCUCCGGGGUACACCCUCGCCGAAAACGCUGCCAGGAUCCUCAACAAGAGGCUGCUGGAGCAGGCCUUCCGGGAGGACAAAAGGAUUCCCCCCGCCAGCCAGCCCAAGCCCAGUGAGGGAGACAAGACCACACAGGGGCCCAUGGAGGACCUGCCGCGUUCUCCUGUGGCCCCGCCCCUGGAGUCCUGCUUUUUGAGACCCGCUCGGCCAGCCAAUCGGAGACCGCCUUCCCGCUGGGCGGCCCACUCCCCUUCGUCCUCCCCACGGUGGUCCCCGAAGCCCGAGAGGACGUUCCAUUUCCCGCCGGUGGAGGUCAGGCAGCUGUUGCCGGAAGCCGAAGAAGUCAACCAGGAGCUGUGACGUACACAAAAGGCCCCGCAGUGCCAGCUCCCCCAAAUGGGCCACACCUGUGCCAGUGCCACCGAAAACAUUCCGGCCUUGCUCAGCCCAACCCAGCUAUACCCUUACAACCACAGCCCACCCAGAGAGGGACUGAGACCCAGGAAACCAGCCUGACAACUACCCUGGGAGAGAGAUUACAUGCCAACCACUGAGAGAGACAGACCUGGAAUAUGCUGAAACAAACAAACAAGUUUAAAGGUGCCUGCA